Mytilus californianus (California mussel) is the source of this 4700-nucleotide messenger RNA. Its product is annotated as glycine receptor subunit alpha-2-like. The record is from RefSeq and is a predicted model, not a curated record. Gene Ontology annotation, molecular function: neurotransmitter receptor activity; chloride channel activity; extracellular ligand-gated monoatomic ion channel activity. NCBI's taxonomy places the organism in Eukaryota, Metazoa, Mollusca, Bivalvia, Mytilida, Mytilidae. The transcript is spliced from 10 exons. Gene Ontology annotation, biological process: chloride transmembrane transport; signal transduction; regulation of membrane potential. Bases 354 to 1586 code for a protein of 410 amino acids. Gene Ontology annotation, cellular component: synapse; neuron projection; membrane.
GGAAGAAGUUUGUAAAUUUUAAAUGCAUGAGAAGUUCCGCAUUUUAUUUAAAUUACUUUUUUUCAAAAUUCAAUACUAUUUAAACCAUACCACUGGUGAUAGGGAAGUUUUCGAAGUACGAAAUUUAUUAUUUCCUCUACAUUUAAACCAUCAGUAUAUGUGAAAGGAUAACCAAUGUUGAGCCAAAUAAUAAAUAAACGCCUCGGUGUUCCUGUGGUAGCAUACUGACUUAGAGAGCAUGAUGUCCUGAGUUUAACCCUGGUUGGAACAAACUGGAGAUUUCAUCAUUGGUGUUAGCUUCUUUUCCGCCAUACAACCGGGAAAGGUUUUAAUACAGGAAGUAUUAGUAUCCUAUGAAGAAUAUGAAUGUAAUAGGCUUUGAAAAAAUUGUGUGUUCAUCCCUUUUAGUGUUCACAUUGUACAAUGCUUGUACUGAAGCCAUAUCCCUUCAACGACAAAUUCUGCUUGAUAUCAUUGAAAACAGAACUUAUGACAAAAGGAUCCCACCUGGAAUAGAUUUUGGCGAUAUAUACGAAGAGCAGCCAACAAAUGUUAGCGUGCAGUUAUUUAUCACAGAAAUAUAUGAUGUCAACGUUAACGAAAUGGAUUUUUCCAUAACAUGCUAUUUACGGCAGAAAUGGGUUGACCAUCGCCUGAACUUUAGCCAUCCAGACAUAACUCUAGAAUUGACUCAAGAGGAAAUUAAUAGUAUUUGGACCCCGGAUACAUUCUUCCCAGAAUCUAAAAAAGGAGAUCUACAUACCAUCACUAAACCGAAUACAUUGAUGCAUAUUUAUCAUAAUGGAACGGUUCUUUACAGUUUAAGGUUGCAUGUACAGCUAUCGUGUUCAAUGGAUUUCCACUUAUAUCCGCUUGACCAUCAAAGGUGCCCAAUUCAUUUAGAAAGCUACGGGCUGACGGCAAGCAAACUUUUGUAUACUUGGAUUGAUGGCACGCCAGUACAUGUAAAGAAUGAAAAUCUACCACUGUAUGAUAUAAACGGAAAUCCACCAACAGAUGUCAGUUUAUGCCACAGAAGUUUGUUUAAUGGAGGUACUGGUUUUUCUUGUCUUACAAUGGUUAUUGAACUAAAGAGAUCCGUUGGAUACUACAUGACUGAAAUAUUUAUUCCCGACAUUCUCAUCGUUGGUCUUUCGUGGGUCUCGUUCUGGUUGCACCCUCUAGCUGUUCCGGGACGUGUUUCGCUAGGUGCAGUCACUGUCCUCACCAUGUCAUCUCUAGGAUCAGCGUCCAGAAGAAAUGCCCCACGUGUGUCAUAUGUAAAAGCUGUAGAUGUGUGGAGUUUGUUUCAAAUCAUGUUCGUGUUUAUUGCACUAGUUGAAUUUUCUGUUGUAAAUGUACUUGCACGAUUCAAAGUGUCUGAUGCGAGAGCGUCAGAAAUAGCACAAGAGAGUGCAUCAAAGUAUAGAGAGUCACAGGGAAAUGUCCAAGAUCCAGAUAAAGAUGAAAGCAGAAGACCUUAUUUAGGAAGGGCCAAGAAGAUAGAUAAAAUAUCAAGAAUUGCCUUUCCUGCAGUCUAUCUAUUUUUUAACUUUCUUUUCUGGGUCAUUGUACCAAAUCUAUGAAACGCAAAAUCAAAAUAUGUUUGAAUCAUUAUACUGGUAAAACAAAAAAAUGGAUUAGCAAACCACAAAAAAUCUGACUUCUUUUUAUUAUGUAUAAAUUGAAUAUUAUGUACAUUUAUUUAUUAUAAUUUAACCUAGGUCUUGUAAAACUAAAUAUAAAAUACUCCCUCAUACAUGUUCAACAACUGUCCCCAUGGGCCAUGUGAGCUAUUACCAUCACUUGUCAUUUGUCUACGUAAACGUUUCAAAACUCUUUUUUCCGAAACCAAUGAACCAAUUCCAACAAAUUUAACUGAAUGAUCAUUAAGAGGGAUCUAGCAGAAAAAUUGUUUUUUUUUAUCAACCAACAUGACCGCAAUGGCUUAAAACAGAACAUAGAGGUAAAAAAUGAAAGUAAUCGUCUAAUAUAUUAAAAACCUGCAUACUUGAAAAUACCUCUUUACCUAUUUUAGCACUUUUGCCGAUUACAUUUGUUUACCCUGAAAAAAAGUUUGUGAAUAAGAUUGAAAUCGUUAAGCGAUUCGGCUUUGAGCAUUUCUGAUUAAUAACAAACCGUUCUUAAAUUGUUCGUUGACAAAUUUAGAAAUUAUUAAGAAACUAAGGUUUAAACUCUCUCAGUCGAAGUUGACCUUCGAUGAAUUUGGCUAUUAUUGUAGGUUUUUUUUUGGUCUUAUAUCUCUUCAACUGUUUCAGUUCUUAUACGUCCUUGGCUUUUUAAAUAUUCGGCUUCAAUCGUUCUUAAUGACGGUAAAUCCAGAAAUGCGCUACGUACGCAUGAAUUUAUAAAGAGUUGGUUUGAUAUCCUAAUUAUGGAGUUAUGGUUCCUUAAACGUUUUCUGAAUUUUGCCUUUUAUUUUGAUAUGCUUACUUGAUAAAAAAAAAAACUGUAACAAUAAAAACUGUCAGCAAUAGGAGAUCUAAGAUAAGUUUAUAUAUAACUGACAUCGUUCAUUCACUCCUUAUAGUAGGGUUCGUGUUCCUCAGUCUUUAUUUUUCUAUGAAGUGUUAUGUGAAUUUUGUUUUUCUUGUCAUCUUCUUUUUGCUACAUAGCAACAAUAUUAGUUUUACAUGUCCAUUUGGUAUCUUCUGCGUUUAUCCCUGCGUUUUUAAAUAGAAUUCCGGGUAUGUUGAUGCAAGUUUAAAACACAAUGGCUUCGAGUUAGUUGGCAUGCUGUUUCUAAGUAUGGUUAGGAAAGAUUAGUGAUUUUAUCACAGUUGAUGAAUUCACCCAAACCAAGAUAAUUCAAUCAAAGUAGUGUUAAAUGUGUGGUAUAAACAUAGAAAAUAUAAUUUAAGACAAAAUAAAAAAUAAUCCAAGCGCCGUGGAUUGAUAGACAAUUUUACGAGCGAUUUACAGAAAAUAAUGCAAUUUCCUUCUGAUGUUCUCUAGGGUCACAAGUGAGCCAAACUUUUUUGGAUGUGCAUAUUUAACUUAAUCUACUAUUGGGACACAUUUCCUUUAGACGAUUUCUUUAGACGAUUUAGAAUAUAAAAGUACUUUUAGGAUUAAUGUUCUUAACAAUAACCAUGAAAUUAAAUGAGCAAUGAAACAAUGUCAAUACACCGUCCUAGUAUAGCGCUUAUUGUCUUACUUCGCGUUCAAUGUUUAAUAAAUAUUUUCAUUGUAUAACACCAGACUUUUUGUUUACAAGUCUUGUCGUUCUUGUAAGUAUGGAUAUUAAAAUUAGUGAUUUAAUCAGAGUUGAUAAAUUCAUCCAAAAACAAGUUGAUUCAAGGACAGUAGUAUUAUACGUGCUCUAUAAAAAUAUUCAUGAUCAAAAUUCAAAUCCUGUACCCAAGCGCGUGUGGAUUGCUAAAUAAUUUUACAAGCAAUUUACAGAAAGUAAUGAAACAUAUCCAUAACAAGUGAGCCAUACUUGAUUGAAUGUGCUUGAAUUAUUUAAGCUAAUAUUGGGAAACAGUUCAUUAGGACGUUUUUAGAAGUACUUUUAAGAUAAAUGUUCUUAACAAUAUCCAUGAAAUAAGCAAUGACACGAUAUCAAUACACGAUGGUAUAAUUCUUCUCUGUAAGUUAACUCAUAUCCGCCUUCUUGAACCCAUACACCGUGUUUUAAGUACAUUUUGACGAUCAUUGUGUAAAACUUUACCGAUUUUCAUUCCAGAGUUUUGAGUUUUCCAUCGGUUUUUUUUGUGGGACUCGUAAUUUAGACUUACAUGUAUGGGAGUAGUAUUUUGUGAAUUGGUUUUUGUCCCUUUGUCGUUUUAUUUCCAGUUAUGGUAUUGGGUUUAUUUAAUUCGACGCAUUGUAUAGCUGGCCUGAUAUAUUACCUACAAAUAAUUAGCUUUGAAAUUCCUUUUAUUUACUUAAGUCGCUGAUUAACUUCAGAGUCUUUAUAAAUUAUUCCUCGAAUUACAAACAUUGAAAUAUGGGAUUCUUGAUAAAAUGGACUCUUCUUGAUUUGAAUCAAUAACUAGUGAGCAAUAAUUAGUGAUCAAAUAUCGAAAUACAAUUUUUCUGAAGUAAGAACAUUUUGAACAUGGUAAACUGAUUCAUGAUAUUAAAAGCUGAAUCUAAUUUAGAAUAUUGCGAGAGAACAACAUUUGCAUUGCAAACCUAAUAUCAAAAUGGAGUAUAAAUAUCAUCUUCAACAACAUGUACAACAAUUUUAUUGACGACAAAUAAAUAGUUUACAUUCAUUGAACCAAGAUAAGAUUUACUUUGACGGAUAUAACGCUGCAGUUAAACAGUAAAAUAUCUUUAAGUGUUUACCUUCCAACAUCAUUUACUUUGAUUUCGUUAUGGGUAGAUAUCGUCUAACCCCUGUAUCGUUGUUUUUUUUUAUACUGGUAUCUGUAUCUAGGUCAAAUGUCUUCAAUACGUAGUAAAGUAUUCAAUACGGAAGUGGUUGAAUACCUAUCUCGUCAAGGUAAUAUUUUUGUUAUACCAGAUGUAUUAUUGCAUAACGAAGAACAUGUACAUGAAAUAAUAUAUUACUUUUUAAGGUAGGCAUUUGCCGUUACGAUUUUUGUUUCGAUUGUAUUCAAGUCAAUUGCAUUAUGGGUUGUUUUUUUUUUGUAAAGUUUAAGGUUAUGAUUUUAAACUAUUUGCUAAAAUAUCUAUCUAUAUCUAAUAAAGGGAUGAUUUUAUAUGAA